Pleurotus ostreatus (oyster mushroom) is the source of this 330-nucleotide messenger RNA. RefSeq lists its product as uncharacterized. Lineage: Eukaryota; Fungi; Basidiomycota; Agaricomycetes; Agaricales; Pleurotaceae. The record is from RefSeq and is a predicted model, not a curated record. The transcript is spliced from 3 exons. The coding region runs from base 1 to 330 and encodes 109 amino acids.
AUGGCGCAAGGCUGCCAUUGCACAUAUCCUGCAUCCCUGCAUCCCUGCAUCCCCGUCCCCAGAGGUCAUCUCUACCCCACCGCUCGUCUUGCCCAAAGCCCGGGCCUGGCAACCAUCCACAACAACCUGCCCCGGUACUGGGCAGAAUCGCUUCACCGCCUCGCGAGCAACGGUCGCCCCCGGACGGCGGACGCAGAGAAUGCGCGUUCCCCUGCGUGGGCUUGGGCAGAGCACUCGUUCUGGCGUCUGGCGGAGCACGAAGAUAUCGCCCGCUCCGUGGGCUAUUCCACCAGUCCACCAGUCCUGCAGUCCUGGCCCCCAGGUCGAUGA